Entelurus aequoreus (snake pipefish) is the source of this 7213-nucleotide messenger RNA. It is a transcript of the gene plxna3, whose product is annotated as plexin A3. The coding region runs from base 272 to 5977 and encodes 1901 amino acids. Gene Ontology annotation, cellular component: semaphorin receptor complex. Gene Ontology annotation, molecular function: protein binding; semaphorin receptor activity. The transcript has 38 exons. Lineage: Eukaryota; Metazoa; Chordata; Actinopteri; Syngnathiformes; Syngnathidae. Gene Ontology annotation, biological process: negative regulation of cell adhesion; semaphorin-plexin signaling pathway involved in axon guidance; positive regulation of axonogenesis. The record is from RefSeq and is a predicted model, not a curated record.
CACACACUGGGACGAGGCAGGUUGAGCUCGGUCCGCGCCGUGGAUUUAUUCGUCGUGUUGAAGUCGGUACCGGUACCAGCAGGUACAGGCGGCACCUCUCAGGACUCGACAGCACUUCCGGUACCGGCUGCUCUCGCGCCGCCUUCAUGAGACUCCUUGGCUUCCUUUUUGUCCAUCCUGUCGCCUUGCAGUCAUGACUUGCUGACACGCAUCAUCCACCCGUGGACAGCUCCUCUUUCCUCUUCUCUCCUUCCCUCCACCGCUUCCCGCCAUGUUCUCCUCUCCUCUCCACCUCCUGCUCUCCUCAGUCUCGCUCCUCCUGCUCCCCUCCCCCCUCCGCUCUGCUCCGGCGGCGCCUCCUCCCCCCCUGGUGGCGGCGGGUGGCAGGGUUGCGUACCAGGUGUUUGACGCCUCCCUCACCCACCUGACCGUCCACAAGAGGACGGGCGAGGUCUUUGUCGGAGCCGUCAACCGCGUGCUCAAACUGUCGGCCAACCUGACCGAGAUGAGGAGUCACAUGACCGGACCGGUGGAGGACAACGCCAAGUGUUACCCCCCACCCAGCGUCAGGGCCUGCGCUCACCGCCUGGAGUCGCUGGACAACGUGAACAAGCUCCUUCUGGUGGACUACACCGGCAACCGACUGGUGGCGUGCGGCUCCAUCUGGCAGGGCGUCUGCCAGUUCCUCCGACUGGAGGACCUCUUCAAACUGGGGGAACCUCACCACCGCAAGGAGCACUACCUGUCUGGCGCCAGAGAGGCUGACGGGAUGGCAGGCGUGGUCGUUGGCGAGGACGACUGGACGAGCGACCCCAAGAGGAAGAAGGUGGCGAGGGGCGGCAGCCGCCUCUUCAUCGGCGCCGCCAUCGACGGAAAGUCCGAGUACUUCCCCACGCUGUCCAGUAGGAAGCUGGUGGCCGACGAGGAGAGCGUCAACAUGUUCUCGCUGGUCUACCAGGACGAGUUUGUGUCCUCGCAGAUCAAGAUCCCGUCCGACACGCUGUCCCUCUACCCGGCCUUCGACAUCUACUACGUCUACGGCUUCUCCAGCCGCACCUACGUCUACUUCCUGACGCUGCAGCUGGACACGCAGCUGACGCAGAUGGACGCUGGCGGGGAGAAGUUCUUCACCUCCAAGAUCGUGAGGAUGUGCUCCGACGACACCGAGUUCUACUCCUACGUGGAGUUCCCUCUGGGGUGCACCAAGGACGGCGUGGAAUACCGACUGGUCCAGGCCGCCUACAAGCAGAAACCCGGACGACGUCUGGCUCAGGCGCUCGGCCUGUCAGAGGAGGACGACGUCUUGUUCGUCAUCUUCUCCCAGGGUCAGAAGAACCGCUCCAACCCGCCCAGAGAGACGCUGCUGUGCCUGUUCACGCUGCACGACAUCAACCUGGCCAUGAGGGAGAGGAUACGCUCCUGCUACCGCGGCGAGGGGCGGCUCUCGUUGCCGUGGUUACUCAACAAGGAGCUGCCCUGCAUCCACACGCCCAAGCAGAUCGGAGACGACUUCUGCGGCCUGGUGUUGAAUCAGCCGCUGGGCGGUCUGCGAGUCAUCGAGGGCAGCCCGCUGUUUGAGGACCGCACUGAGGGCAUGGGCGCGGUGGCGGCGUACACGUACGGCGAGCACACGGUGGUUUUCGUGGGGACACGCAGCGGUCAACUGAAGAAGAUCCGCGUGGACGGAGUCCCGCCCCCGUCCCAGCAUGCUUUACUGUAUGAGACGGUGACCGUGGUGGAAGGCAAGUCCAUCCUGAGAGACAUGAUGUUCAGUCCGGACCAGCUGUACAUCUACCUGCUCAGCGACAGACAGGUGAGCAGACUUCCUGUGGAGACGUGUGAGCAGUAUCAGUCUUGUUCCGACUGUCUGUCCUCCGGAGACCCUCACUGUGGAUGGUGUGUCCUCCACAAUAAAUGUUCCAGGCAGGAAGGAUGCGAGAAGUGGGCGGAGCCUCAGCACUUCAACACUCAGCUGGAGCAGUGUGUCAAAAUUUCGGUUACCCCGAGCAACAUGUCUGUCACCGCCCCCGCCACGCAGCUGACCAUACUCGUGCACAACGUGCCCAUGCUGACGGGGGGCGUGUCCUGCGUCUUCGAGGACAUCAGCGAAACCCCGGCAGAGGUGGUGGCCCAAGGUCAGGUGACAUGCACUUCCCCGACGCUGAGAGACCUGCCGGCACAUUCCUACGGAGAGAAACGAGACGUCCAACUCAGCCUUCGAUCCAGCGAGACGGGACGUAACUUCAUCAGCACCAACCUGACCUUCUACAACUGCUCUGUGCUCAACUCGUGCACUUCCUGUGUGAGCAGCAUGUUUCCCUGUCAUUGGUGCAAAUAUCGUCACAUGUGCACCAACAACCUGGAGGACUGCUCCUUCCUGGAGGGACGGGUCAGCACUUCCCAGGGCUGUCCUCAGAUCGUGCCUACGUCAGACAUUCUGGUCCCGGCCGGUCUGGUUCGUCCGAUCACGCUGCGAGCCCGUAACCUUCCCCAGCCGCAGUCAGGGCAGAAGAACUACGAGUGUGUGUUCCACAUCCAGGGGAAGGUGCAACGCGUCCCAGCGGUCCGCUUCAACUCGUCCUGCAUCCAGUGUCAGAACACCUCGUAUUGGUACGAGGGCACGGAGGCGGCUGACCUUCCAGUGGACUUCAACAUUGUGUGGGACGGCGACUUCUUCAUCGAUAAGCCGGCGACCAUGAAAGCGUUGUUGUACAAGUGCGAGGCGCAGCGCUCCAGCUGUGGUCAGUGCCUUAAAGCCCCGCCCUCCUUCGAAUGCGGCUGGUGCGGCGACAACAGGAAGUGCGUGCUGCGUCAGCACUGCGUGGCGCCCGAGCACAGCUGGAUGCAUCACGGACGCCAUAACGUGCGCUGCAGCCACCCUCGCAUCACCAAGAUCGCUCCCCUGACCGGCCCCCGUGAGGGCGGGACUCUGGUGACCAUCGAGGGCGAGAACUUGGGCCUGCAGGUGAAGGAGAUCACGCACGUUCAGGUGGCAGGUGUGCGCUGUAACCCUGUCGCCUCACUCUACGUCAGCGCUGAGAGGGUGGUGUGCAACAUGGCGGAGGCGCUGCUGCCUCACUCCCCAGGCGGUUCGGUGGAGCUGUGCAUCGGCGUGUGUAGCGCAGAGUACCGGACAAUGUCCACGCAGACGUACGCCUUUGUGAGUCCCAGCUUCAGCAGCGUGGGUCCAGACAGAGGUCCAGUUUCUGGGGGGACCCGACUGACGGUGAAGGGUCGACACCUGGACGCCGGCAGCAGCGUCUCCGUCUUCAUCGACAAGGACGAGUGUCUCUUUGUCAAACGCACCAAUCGAGAGGUGGUCUGCAUUACUCCCGCCUCCCAUUCUGGAGUAGGACCCGCCCCCAUCCGUCUGAUGAUUGACAAGGCGAAUGUCACCAGCUCGGAAACGAAAUACACGUACACGGAGGACCCCACUAUCACCGCCAUCGAACCCAACUGGACCAUCCUCAAUGGCAGCACAGUGAUCACAGUUACAGGAACCAACCUGCUCACCAUCCAGGAGCCCAAAAUCCGAGCCAAAUAUGGUGGUGUGGAAACCAACAACUUUUGCAGCGUGGUCAACGACAGCGCCAUGACGUGUUUGUCUCCCGGGCUGGCAUUGGGCAAAGCACAGCCACCAGAGGGGGCGCUACGUGCUGACGAGUUUGGCUUCAUCUUGGAUCAGGUGUCGUCUCUGCUGGUGCUGAACUCCACCCCCUUCACGCACUACCCUAACCCCACCUUUGACCCCCUGGGGACGUCUGGGAUCCUGGAGGUGAAGCCGGGUUCGCCCAUCAUCCUCAAGGGAAGGAACCUGGUCCCGCCCGUGCCCGGCAACAACCGCCUCAACUACACCGUCCUGAUUGGAGAGUCUCCCUGCUUGUUGACCGUUUCCGAACAUCAGCUGCUCUGCGAUUCGCCGGAACUGACGGGGGAGCAGCGUGUGGUGAUCCUGGUGGGAGGUCUGGAAUUCUCCCCAGGAACGCUGCACAUUUAUUCGGACAGCGCUCUCACGCUGCCCGCCAUCAUCGGCAUCGGAGCGGGCGGCGGCGUGCUGCUGGUGGCCAUCAUCGCCGUGCUGAUCGCCUAUAAGAGGAAGACCCGCGACGCCGACCGCACGCUGAAGCGCCUCCAGCUGCAGAUGGACAACCUGGAGAGCCGCGUGGCGCUGGAGUGCAAAGAGGCCUUUGCAGAGCUGCAAACUGACAUUCAAGAGCUGACCAACGACAUGGACGGAGUCAAGAUUCCCUUCUUGGAAUAUCGCACGUACACCAUGAGAGUCAUGUUCCCUGGAAUAGAAGAACAUCCUGUCCUCAAGGAGCUGGAUUCUCCAGCCAACGUGGAGAAAGCGCUACGGCUCUUCAGUCAGCUGCUCAACAACAAAAUGUUCCUGCUCACCUUCAUCCACACGCUGGAGGCCCAGCGCUCCUUCUCCAUGCGUGACCGCGGCAACGUGGCCUCGCUGCUGAUGGCGGCGCUGCAGGGCCGCAUGGAGUACGCCACGGUGGUGCUCAAGCAGCUGCUGGCCGACCUGAUCGAGAAGAACCUGGAGAACCGGAACCAUCCCAAACUGCUGCUGAGGAGGACAGAGUCCGUGGCCGAGAAGAUGCUGACCAACUGGUUCACCUUCCUCCUGUACCGAUUCCUCAAGGAGUGUGCGGGCGAGCCUCUGUUCAUGUUGUACUGCGCCAUCAAGCAGCAGAUGGAGAAAGGUCCCAUCGACGCCAUCACGGGCGAAGCUCGCUACUCUCUGAGCGAGGACAAACUCAUCAGGCAGCAGAUCGACUACAAGCAGCUGACGUUGAUGUGCAUCCCUCCUGAGGGCGAGGCGGGCACAGAGGUGCCAGUCAAGGCGCUGAACUGUGACACAGUGACACAGGUCAAGGACAAGCUGUUGGACGCCGUCUACAAAGGCAUUCCCUUCUCGCAGAGACCGCAGGCCGACGACAUGGACCUUGAGUGGCGUCAAGGCCGACUGACUCGGAUCAUCCUGCAGGACGAGGACGUGACCACCAAGAUCGAGAGCGACUGGAAGAGGCUCAACACUCUGGCUCACUAUCAGGUAACAGACGGCUCCCUGGUGGCGCUGGUCCAGAAGCAGGUUUCUGCUUACAACAUCGCCAACAGCUUCACGUUCACCAGAUCACUCAGCAGAUACGAGUCGCUACUACGCACGUCCAGUAGUCCUGACAGUCUGAGGUCCAGAGCGCCCAUGAUCACUCCAGACCAGGAAACAGGAACCAAACUGUGGCACCUGGUCAAGAACCAUGAGCACAGCGACCAGCGAGAAGGAGACAGAGGCAGCAAGAUGGUGUCUGAGAUCUACCUGACACGCCUGCUGGCCACCAAGGGGACGCUGCAGAAGUUCGUGGACGACCUCUUCGAGACCGUCUUCAGCACAGCCCACCGCGGCUCCGCUCUCCCCUUGGCCAUAAAGUACAUGUUUGACUUCCUGGAUGAGCAGGCCGACAAACGGCAGAUCAGCGACCCGGACGUAAGGCACACCUGGAAGAGCAACUGCCUUCCUCUCAGGUUCUGGGUCAACGUCAUCAAGAACCCGCAGUUUGUGUUCGACAUCCACAAGAGUAGCAUCACAGACGCCUGCCUGUCGGUCGUCGCUCAGACCUUCAUGGACUCCUGCUCCACGUCUGAACACCGACUUGGGAAAGACUCGCCGUCCAACAAGUUGCUCUACGCUAAAGACAUCCCCAACUACAAGAGCUGGGUGGAGAGGUACUACAGAGACAUCGCCAAAAUGCCAAGCAUCAGCGACCAAGACAUGGACGCCUACCUGGUGGAGCAGUCGCGUCUGCACGGCACCGAGUUCAACACGCUGAGCGCGCUCAGCGAGCUUUACUUCUACAUCAACAAGUACAAAGAGGAGGUGGUGACUGCCCUGGAUCGCGACGCCUACUGUCGCAAACACAAACUGCGGCACAAACUGGAACAAGCCAUCAACUUGAUGUCAGGAAGCUGAGGAGACCUGCCCUUUCGGGGGGCGGGGCCUUUAUUUUAUUUUUAUUUUUUUACUAGAACCGCACCAAUCAAUCAGUCGACGUGUUAUUUAUUCGCCAAUCCAUCACGGAGCCACUCGGGCGCUGGGCUGGCACCCAAUCGCCUGGUCUUGGGCCGGGUGGAGGCGGGGCAUCAGCCAACAUGUAAAUAAGCACCAAGCAGGAAGUGAAUAAUGGACACCUGCUGAUUGUGUCUAUAACCCCGCCCCUUUUACUUAGCUCCGCCCCCCCCCCCCCCCCCCUGAUUGGCUAGAAGGACUUGUACGCCUUUAACUGCCCACCCCGCCACGCCAACCCUUCCUGAACAUUCCACCACCAUGAUGUGAAUACUGUGCCCAGCGACCAGUGCCAUGGACAGACCGGGACCAGCAGAACCGGACCGGACUUGGACCAAAGCCCAGAUCGAAGAAAAAAAAGAAAAAAACGUUUACACGAGUGGAGGAAGCUUCUGAUUGGUUCUUGGACAGGAAGGAAGGAAAGCCACUACUGGACCAACACCACUGUGUGUGUGUGUGUAUGUGUGUGUGUGUGUGUGUGUGUGUGUGUGUGUGUGUGUGUGUGUGUGUGUGUGUGUGUGUGUGUGUGUGUGUGUGUGUGUGUGUGUGUGUGUGUGUGUGUGUGUAGCUGGGAGGAAGAAGCAGACUGAAGAUACUAGUUUGUGUGUGUGUGUGUGUUUGUGUGUGUGUCAGGUGUAAUUAGUGAAAUGAUAAAACACACACACAUCUAACACGUAUUUAUUGAGAAUUUUGCUUUAACUUAAAUGAUUGUCUGGGCUUUAUUUAUUGUGGGUGCCAACCAGCCAGUGUUUGAUCUUUGACACUUGAUCCACUUCCCGUGGGAAGGGCGGAGCCGACGACGGGAUUGGACAUGAGCCACGAAGUGGGCGGGCUAGGCCGCGUUCAAGCCCCUCCCCCCCUGCAGGCUUGUUGUGACUGUGUCAUAGCAGCAGCCAAUCGGUCGAACGGAGUAUGUUGCGGCUCCGCCUCCUUUGGCGAGAAGACAUUGAGCGGCGGGACUUGGCCGACGGAGGUCGCCGCCGUUUGUCCACGACGUCGGCAGAAAACGACGAAAACAUGUUUGACUUUGAAGUGUAACCAUGACGACUGUGUCCACGUAUUAGCCUGUGUCCUAUUUUUUUUUUUUUACAUCGCCUUUGUUUGUACGCUGUUACAUCAUCACUAAAGUGUUUAAUAACCAUG